Pichia membranifaciens NRRL Y-2026 is the source of this 597-nucleotide messenger RNA. RefSeq lists its product as hypothetical. The coding region runs from base 1 to 597 and encodes 198 amino acids. Lineage: Eukaryota; Fungi; Ascomycota; Pichiomycetes; Pichiales; Pichiaceae. The record is from RefSeq and is a predicted model, not a curated record. The transcript has a single exon.
AUGGCCUCAGACAUGGCCUCAGAUACCACCCAGCUGCAGGACCCGGUCGCCUACCCGCUCGUGUCCAUCCUCUACUGCGUCAAGUGCAACUGGCUCCUGCGGGCGUCGUGGUACCAGCAGGAACUGCUGCAGACGUUCACGUCCAAGGCGACAAGCGCCGACGAGGCGGUUGUGCAUUCGAUCGUGCUCAGACCGUCGUUUGUGCCAGGCACCUUCCAGGUGCUGGUGAAGCGGUCCGCGGACGCCGAGUGGGUGCUCGUGUGGGACCGCCUCAGAGACGGAGGGUUCCCCGAGGCAAAGGCGUUGAAGCAGUGCAUCCGGGACGUGGUGUCGCCCGAGCGCAGCUUGGGCCACUCGGACAAAAAGUCCAGCGGCACGUUGCUCACAGGCUCCAAGGCGUCGUCGGCGUCGUCGCCUGCGCCGCCUCCGGCAUCCGGUGCCGUCUCCUCAACAGGUUCCAUACCGCUCGCCACGCCCAGGGAACACACCCCGACCGAGAGGGAAAUAGAAACAUACGGCUCGCCCAAGUUGGCGUCCAGCCACAAAACAUUCUGCGAAGAGUGUGUGGAAAACCUCCCUCCUGCGUGGGAAAUGUGA